AUGUGUGAAAUACUGAUCAAUGAUUUGGUGGAAGAGUUGAGUGAAGAAAAUAAAAGACUUUUAAAUUUCCCAUUCGCUGGCAAAAAGUGGUCUAAAACACGACUCAUAACUGCACUCAAAUAUGGCAUCAAUUUUGUGAUCCCUUUCCAUACUUUUGAUUUGUUGGAUCAGUUGGACAUCGAGUACAAGACAUUCACUCAACGCAUAAAAGUUGAGAAACAAUUGGAUCCGAAGACACGUCAGACUACACGUAAACAAAAGGUCAGCACUUGUGAGGAAUCAAUUGAAUCAGAAUUGGUGUCAAAAAGUGUGAAAAGUAAUCAACGAUUGAGUACUUCUUCACUGAAGAGGAAUAGGAAGAGAAAUAGCGAUUCAAACGAAACACAACUGAAGAUGGGAUCAAAUAAAAAGACUUCAUCUCUGAAGACAUUUAAAUGUGAUUUCAUUGGUUGUGGAAAAGUCUUCAGACAUAGCAUUAACUGUAAAAUACAUGGAUUCACACACUCUGUGGACAAACGAUUCAAAUGUACGGUCAAUGGGUGUGACUAUAGCUGUAUUCAUCGCCAUCUUAUGAAAGCGCAUAUGAAUAAACACAAUGGCGUUAAACCCUAUGUCUGUACUCAUGAGUCGUGUGGUAAACGGUUUUACCACAAAAAUAAUCUGCGAAACCAUACGAGUAGUCACUUCAAGACAAAGACCUUCAUAAUCGAUAAGCCAUUUGUUUGCGAUUAUAACGGAUGUAAUAAACGGUUUCCUUUUAAACGCUAUCUCUAUCAACACAUAAACUGUUGCCAUACGACACGACUAUAUAAGUGUGAGGAACCCCCUACACCAGACUGCAUAUUCUCACUCAGGAGUGACUUAUCAGUGGCCACCUUCGUGAGCCUAGUCCACAUGCGCACGCUCACCGGGCCGACACUCAUGUGGUGUACAUUGGGCUGUAUAUACGGCAAUCAUACGAGACAACGGCAUAGCACUGGGCACCGGUAUGCCUGUGAGUGGCCGGGCUGUGAGUACCGCACCAAUCGGACGAACUGUCUUAAGACUCACAUGAGUUAUCAUAACACAGACCGACAACACGCCUGUGUUUGGCCUGAAUGUGGCCAACGGUUUAUGACGGACACGCUUUUGAAGAAACAUAUGAUUAAACACUCGGGUCCUCCCAUUCCUUGCGAUUGGAAGGGCUGUCAGUUUAGCACUAAAUAUAAAGGAGCCCUAAGAACCCAUAAGAGACUGAUCCACGGAUUCGUUGUCUGA
This is a messenger RNA of Oppiella nova, 1257 nucleotides long. NCBI's taxonomy places the organism in Eukaryota, Metazoa, Arthropoda, Arachnida, Sarcoptiformes, Oppiidae. The record is from the annotation of a GenBank genome assembly.